UGAGUCAUUUUGCCUUUAAUCUCUUUCAACUCAUUUUUCUCCCCCUUUACCUUAAACCCUGUGUUUGCCAAAACCCUCCCUCCUCCUCUACACUUCCUCCAAGUCUCACCUAGAAAUCCAAACGGUGUUUCGAUCAAGCAAAACACAUUUUCAUUCAAUUCACAGUGCUGUAAUUGCUUCCCAUAGCUUAAAUUUGUUAAGCUAUUUCCAAUUGACUCAAAAAUCAAAGUAAUCUCUUCUUCUAUGGCAUCAAAGAAGCAGAAGAAAAACGAAGAUAAAUACUCAUUAUCAGACCUGAAAACCCUAGGUCACCAACUUCUUUCAUCAAGAGCACACAUCAACAAUCUCCCUCUUCUCCUCUCAUUCAUCACUCCAUCUACUCGUCCAAAAUACGCACUCGAAUCUCUACUUUCUCUUCAAUCAUUUUUCCUUCCUCUUCUUCCCCAACUCCCUUCUUCUACUCAUUCAGUCUCGCAGAAUGAUCCCGAGUUUAUUUAUCGAACCUGGGUUCGUUCUAAGUUUGAUGACUUCGUUCAAUACCUCCUUGAUAUUGCUAUUUGUUCCGAAUCCAAUGAGGCACUUAGAGAAGUUGUGUUGGAUACGUUGAUGGAGUUUGUGAAAGUUGGAAAUGGUGGGAAGUUUCACUCUGCUAUUUACCACAGGCUUCUUGAUCGCGUUGUUCAUUCCUCCCUCGAUGUCCAUGAUGUUUUGCUCGAUUUGCUCUCAUCGAAGUAUUUUAAGUACAUUGAUAUACGAUAUUUUACUUAUAUCAGCUUCAAAAAGCUUUCCCAACGCAUAGGAGCCAAAGAUAUCUCCGACGAUAGAAGGGAGGGCCUAGACACCAGCGGUGUGAACCAGCCAGAAUCAAGCUUGGACCUCUCAGUUCUCAAGUUAUAUCAUCUACUAUCACAUAUCCCUCCCUUGGAAGGUUCAGAUGUCAAGUCAAACUAUGAUAUGUGGAACGCUGCAGGUAUAUUUACUGGAAAAGAAAAUGAGAAAGGUCACACCGGAAAGCAGUGCAAGGACGAAGCAACUAAUAUCAAGGUUUUAUCUCCAGCCAACAUCGCAAAAAAGAUGAAACUGAGAUUUUCUAAAGCCUGGAUAUCAUUCCUUGGACUACCACUUCCAGUUGAUCUUUACAAAGAGGUUCUGGUGAACCUUCAUCAAGUUGUUAUUCCCUAUCUGUCUAAUCCUCUCAUGUUGUGUGAUUUCUUAACCCGGUCAUAUGAUAUUGGCGGGGUAGUCAGUGUGAUGGCUCUUAGCAGCUUGUUCGUUCUCAUGACACAACAUGGUCUAGAUUACCCCAACUUCUAUGAAAAGCUCUAUGCUCUAUUGGAAUCUUCUGUUUUUAUGGCAAAACAUAGGGCUAGGUUUUUCCAGCUUCUUGAUUCAUGCUUGAAAUCACCACUUCUUCCUGCAUAUUUGGCAGCUUCGUUUUGUAAAAAACUCAGUUGGCUAUCACUUGCUGUCCCUCCUUCUGGAGCAUUAGUCAUUGUCGCUCUAAUUCAUAAUCUCUUGAGGAGACAUCCUUCCAUAAAUUGCUUGGUGCACCAGGAGGGUGGUAAUGAGACUACUACAGACAUUAAAAGUGCAGAGAGUGGGGCUGAUGAUAGCACCAACGUCUCCAGUCCCAGCAGAGUAAAAUCAAGCAUGAAGACUGGCAUUGAUCCUUUUGAUGACAAGCAGACUGAUCCUUUGAAGACUAAUGCAAUGAGGAGUUCUUUGUGGGAAGUUGACACACUCCGUCAUCACUACUGCCCACCGGUUUCAAGAUUUGUUUUGUCCCUUGAGAAUGAUUUGACAGUAAGAGCUAAAACUACUGAAGUAGCAGUCAACGAUUUCAGUUCUGGUUCAUAUGCAACAAUUUUUGGUGAUGAGAUUAGGAGGCGAGUUAAACAGGUCCCCCUUGCAUUCUACACAGCAACUCCAACUUUGUUGUUUCCGGAGUCCGAUUUUCUAGGUUGGACUUUCAAAUUGAAGGAUAAGGAUAGUACUGCAGUUCUGGACAAUACAUCAAAAGAAAAUGGUCAUUUUUCUGCAAAGCGAAGUCGAGGGGAGAGCUCAUGAUUUUACGGGAACCAAAUGGUUCUCAACCUGAUGUGAAUGUUCGUUAUCAAUUUUUUGUUUCUAAUUUGUAUCAUGAUUCAAUCAAAUUUCUCAUUUCUUUCUUUCAGGAAGCAAAUCUUUUGACAAUUUCACUAAAGCUAUAUUUUAAUGCGUAGUGGCGGCUUUUUAGCAUUUGUUCUUGAUAAA
Molecule: messenger RNA, 2253 nt
Organism: Capsicum annuum
Lineage: Eukaryota; Viridiplantae; Streptophyta; Magnoliopsida; Solanales; Solanaceae
Product: protein NUCLEOLAR COMPLEX ASSOCIATED 4
Exons: 15
Coding region: 244-2067 (607 amino acids)
Biological process (GO): ribosome biogenesis
Cellular component (GO): Noc4p-Nop14p complex; nucleolus; small-subunit processome
Source: RefSeq, a predicted model, not a curated record